Messenger RNA from Aspergillus clavatus NRRL 1, 543 nucleotides. RefSeq names its product TspO/MBR family protein. Bases 1 to 543 code for a protein of 180 amino acids. The transcript has 2 exons. Gene Ontology annotation, cellular component: mitochondrial outer membrane. NCBI's taxonomy places the organism in Eukaryota, Fungi, Ascomycota, Eurotiomycetes, Eurotiales, Aspergillaceae. The record is from RefSeq and is a predicted model, not a curated record.
AUGCCGUGGUCGUUCACCUUCCCUCAAGAGGUGUUCACCUCGCCCAUCCUUGCCGUGGCGACUCCCAUCACAGUCGGCUCGCUGGUGGGAUACCUGGUCAACAGAAAAGGCCACACGAAACAGCUCUAUGGGCGUCUCCGCCAACCACCCCUGCGCCCCCCCGCCUGGCUCUUUGCGCCCGUGUGGACCAUCCUGUACGGAAUGAUGGGCUACGCGGCCCACCACGCAACCACAACCGCGACCCUCCUCACCCCCGCAUCCGCAGUAGUAGAUGCUUCCCAGACCUUGUAUACGUCACAGCUCGUCCUCAACUAUCUUUGGAUGCCCUUGUUCUUCGGGUUGAGGAAGCCUGGAUGGGCCAUGGCGAAUAUGGUGGUGUUGGGAGGCACGGUCGGCAAACUGAUGGAGGUAUGGUGGAACACGGAUCGGACUGCCUUCUGGCUGAUGGUGCCAUACGCGGGAUGGCUCUGCUUUGCAACGUACUUGAACGCCAGUGUUGGAUGGCUGAAUGGGUGGGAUUUCGAGAAUCGCGAUGGUCGAUGA